Rhineura floridana is the source of this 2668-nucleotide messenger RNA. It is a transcript of the gene PDHX, whose product is annotated as pyruvate dehydrogenase complex component X. Gene Ontology annotation, molecular function: acyltransferase activity. The coding region runs from base 595 to 1944 and encodes 449 amino acids. The transcript is spliced from 11 exons. Gene Ontology annotation, biological process: pyruvate decarboxylation to acetyl-CoA. NCBI's taxonomy places the organism in Eukaryota, Metazoa, Chordata, Lepidosauria, Squamata, Rhineuridae. The record is from RefSeq and is a predicted model, not a curated record. Gene Ontology annotation, cellular component: mitochondrion; pyruvate dehydrogenase complex.
GGAAGCUGCCGCUGGUCCAUAACCUCUCUAUAUUAUCCACACUGGCUGGCAGCGGCUCCCCAGAGUUUCUAGCAGGUGACGUUUACGCACAGCUCUACCUGGAGCCGCCGAGGAUUGAACCUGGGACCCUCUGCUCUACCACUGAGCUACGUAUGACCCUUCCCAAAGUGGUCAGAGCUUCAGCGAAGAGCGCAUUUCCCCUCCCACCACUCGCCUUACUCCUCUACGCGAGGAGAGAGACUGGAGCUCCUUGGCUCUUCGCGUUACCUCCGCUUUAUCCAGGCCAUUCCGGCACGGACAGCCACAGCUCCCUCGCUUCUGCGUCUCAGCCAUAUCGCUAAACGAAAACUUAACCCGACAAAAAGAAAGACCCCGGGCCCUUGCCCGCUCUCGGCGCAGGGAGGAGCCUUACUGAGCUGCUUGCAAAAACAGCUGAAGCCGACCGGGAGGAGUAGUGUGGGAAGAACAAUGAGCUCGAGGUCGGCAGCCUUUGAUCUCAGCCCUCAACCACCAUAAGAUGCUUUAGUAGUAGAAGGCUUUACAUGUUGAGCCUUUGUGUCCUUACUCAAAAGUACCCCUGCUGUUAAAAUCCUCAUGCCUGCGCUAUCACCUACAAUGGAAGAAGGAAACAUAGUGAAAUGGCUGAAAAAGGAAGGCGAAACAGUGAAUGUUGGAGAUGCAUUGUGUGAAAUUGAAACGGAUAAAGCAGUGGUUACCAUGGAGUCAAGUGAUGAUGGCAUAUUGGCUAAAAUUAUGAAGGAAGAAGGCAGUAAAAAUGUCCACUUGGGUGCACUAAUUGGAUUGCUGGUAGAAGAAGGACAAGACUGGAAGCAAGUUGAAAUACCAAGUGACACAGGCGAUGCACCUUCUUUGUCUGCACCAGCAGCAGCAACAGCAGCUCCCUUUCCCACCCCGAGAGCUUCUGUAUCAUUGGUGCAAAAAGUAGAACACCAUCCUGGAAAACUACAGUUUCGGUUAAGUCCUGCUGCUCGCAACAUUCUGGAGAGACACGGACUUGAUGCAAGCAGUUGCACACCCUCAGGUCCUCGAAGCAUCUUCACUAAAGAGGAUGCCCUCAAGCUUUUAGAGCAGAAACAGAAGGGGAAACCUGUGGAAGUGAAGCCGGUGGUGUCUUCACUCCUUCCACAAGCUGGAGCACCUUCAGCCCCACCAUCAGCAACCACACCUCUUUCUGCUUCACGUCCUCCAGCUCCAGCCACUUCUGUCCCUGGUCGACCUGCUUCCAUGGGCGCAUUCACUGAAGUCGCUGCUAGCAAUAUUAGAAGAGUUAUUGCUAAGAGAUUAACAGAAUCUAAAACUACUGUACCUCAUGCAUAUGCAACUGCAGAUUGUGACCUUGGUGCUGUUAUGAAACUAAGGCAAGCACUGGCAAAAGAUAAUAUUAAAGUAUCAGUGAAUGACUUUAUUAUAAAGGCAACAGCAGUUACCCUCAAACAAAUGCCAGAUGUAAAUGUGACCUGGGAUGGAGAGGGCCCCCGGCAGCUGCAAUCUAUAGACAUAUCUAUUGCUGUGGCAACAGACCGAGGUCUCAUUACACCAAUCAUAAAAGAUGCUGUAGCCAAGGGAGUUCAGGAAAUUGCUGCUUCUGCAAAGGCUCUAGCUAAGAAAGCAAGAGAUGGAAAAUUGCUGCCAGAAGAAUACCAAGGAGGAUCUUUUAGCAUUUCAAAUCUAGGCAUGUUUGGCAUCAGUAGCUUCAUUGCUGUCAUAAACCCUCCUCAAGCCUGUAUCUUAGCUGUGGGACGUGCUCGGACAGAACUUGCCAUUACUGUGGAUGACGAAGGGAAUGAGAAACUUCAGCAACAGCAGCUCAUGACCGUGACACUGUCAAGUGAUGGUCGAGUAGUGGAUGAUGAACUAGCUUCAAAAUUUCUGGAGAGCCUUAAAGCUAAUUUGGAGAAUCCAGUCAGCCUAGCCUUGAGUUAAAAUUAUCAAAAUUUGGUCCUCAUCUUGGUAAGAUAUGGGAAUUGAAAAGGAGAUGAAAGAAAACCAGGUACAAAAGAUAAGAAGAUAAAUGUUUAGUGUGAGAUGGACAAUUAAAUGGCUUAUUUAUUUGACUUGACUUGAAAGACUUCUAGAGAUUUCCAGCUCUUGGCUUUUAUAUACUGAAAUACUGUUAUUGAACAUAUUGGAUAUAUCAAACUGUUUAAGAGCAAUUGCUAAGUGUACUCUAAUAGAUGGCUAUAUCAGAUGUAGAUGUCUUAAAUAAGCCUGAAUUGAUACAUCUGUGUAAGAAGGAACAAAACUAUCCUUUUCUUCAGGACUAAACUUUUUUUCAGAGAAAAGAAAGUAGAAGACAUUUUCAAAUGUCUUUUAAGUCUAGCCAGCCUUAGAAAUCAGCAUGCAAUUAGUCUGUGUCAAUUAUGCUGCUGUUUAAUAGGGAAAAAGAGUGUUCCAAUGAAAACUAGGAUUCAGCAAUGUGAAUCUGAGAACUUUGCUAGGAAUUUUUUUAUGCUGGUUCCUUGCAUACUGUAUACAUAAUGGAUGUAAUGCUUAUAUGAUAGUUAUGAGAAGUUAAGGAUAAUAGUGGGCCAAGUCUAAUUUGUAUAACAAAUACAAACAGGGAAAAUGUGUAUAAUUAUUUAUAACAAUUUAAUGUCUAGUGCUGAUUUCAAAAUACAAAUUGUAUUAAAAACACAACAAAUAUUAA